GCUUCUGUCGCUGCUGUCGCCGCGCCCGCUCGCCCGCCCGCCCGCUCCAGCGUCCCGGCUGCACCAGACCCCGGAACCCCACUCCCCCCGACUUGGCGCGGAGGCCUGGCGCCGGGUCCAUGCGACCCCUCCGCACGCUCAGCCCCAGCACCGGACCCCAGACCCGCACCUGAGCGCGCGCCCGGAGCGCGGGCGGCAGCCAGGGCUAGGGCAGCAUGGGGAAAUUUCAGUCCAAGCACGCCGCCGCAGCCUUCAAGCGGAGAGAGAACCCUGAAGGGGACAGCUUCGUGGUGUCUGCGUACUCGAGUGGCCGCAAAGGCACCGUGGAGGCGGAGCGGCGCGGCGGCGUGGAGCACCGCGCGCGGGACAAGCAGGAGCUCCACAGUGGGGACCCCAAGGAGGGACCUUUCCGGGAGGACCAGUGUCCUCUAGAGGUGGCACUGCCCCCUGAGAAGGCUGAGGGUCGAGAGGGUACCGGACAGCUCUUCAGUCCAGAUGAUGCUGAGAGAGCGGCAAACCGCGAAGGUCUGCGAGGCCUGGGCAAGAAGCGCCUGAACAUCGACGCGCUCCAGUGCGACGUCUCGGUGGAGGAGGACAACCGCCAGGAGUGGACCUUCACGCUCUACGGCUUCGACAACAGUGGGAAGGCCACCAGGGAGGACAUGUCCAGCCUGAUGCACACCAUCUACGAGGUCGUCGACGCCUCCGUCAACCACUCCUCGGGCAGCAGUAAGACCCUCCGUGUGAAGCUGACCGUCAGCCCUGAGCCCUCCAGCAAAAGGAGGGAGGGUCUCCCCGCCUGCCAGGACCGGGAACCCACUCGCUGCAGGACGGAGGGCGAGGUCUUCGAGGACCCCAGGGUGGCUGACAGGAGGCUGUCUGCUCACAUCAGGAGGCCCAAUGCUGACCCCCACCCCUGCCCUGUGAGGGGGCUGUACUGCGUGGAUGAGAACACGGAGCGGAGAAACCACUACCUGGACCUGGCCGGAAUAGAGAACUACACGUCUAAAUUCGGACCUGGGUCCCCGCCAGCACAGGCCAAGCAGGAGCACCAGGGCAAGGCCUCACACCCCCCGAGCAGGUCCCGCUCCCAGGAGUCAGAUGCACACACUGUGCACAACCGCAGGUCCCAGGUGCUGGCUGACCACGUCCUGCUGGCCGGCGACCCCACUGCCCGGGCCCUGGACGUGCAGCCCCGGCUGAAGGGGCAGGAAAAGCAGUUCCUCAAGUCCCCCAAGGGCUCGGGCAGGCCACCUGGGGUGCCCAGUGGGGGCGUGCCCAUUGGGGGCAUGCCAGGUGCGGGCAAGCCCGGGAGGGCUUUCAGCUACCACCCACCGGCUGCCUUGCCCCAGGCCCCCCAGGACGGUCACCACCUCCCGCAGCCCCCGCCGCAGCCCCCGCCGCAGCCCUACGGCCACAAGCGGUACCGGCAGAAGGGCAGGGAGGGCCACUCGCCCCUCAAGGCCGCGCUGGGCCAGCCUGCGGUAAUGGAGCACGAGGUGGUGCGGGACCUGCCGCCCAUGCUGGUGGGGGAGGGCUACGCGGUGCCCGUGGUCCAGCGCCACGAGCACCACCACCACCACGAACACCACCACCACCACCAUUACCACCACCACCACCCGUCCUAGCGUGCACGCCCGCCCCAGCGCCCCCGGCCCGGAGCCCGGCGGCAGGUCUCCCGUGGGCGGC
Messenger RNA from Eptesicus fuscus (big brown bat), 1689 nucleotides. RefSeq names its product NKD inhibitor of WNT signaling pathway 2 (gene NKD2). The record is from RefSeq and is a predicted model, not a curated record. Gene Ontology annotation, biological process: negative regulation of Wnt signaling pathway. Bases 216 to 1628 code for a protein of 470 amino acids. NCBI's taxonomy places the organism in Eukaryota, Metazoa, Chordata, Mammalia, Chiroptera, Vespertilionidae. The transcript has 10 exons. Gene Ontology annotation, cellular component: cytoplasm.